CAGCGCGAUGGUCCUUGCACCUUGAGGGAGACGUACCAAUGCAACGACGCCAUGGCGAGGGGCACGGCCGUGGCGGGGGUGAGGGCGAGGCUAAGGGCGAGAGCAAGGGUGGCCGGGGCAUUGACGAAGCGUGCGAGUCGGAUGGUGUGGUCGACAUGGAUAUGAGCUCGGACGAGGAAGAAGGCGAGGAGGUAUCGUUCAUCGUCGACGCCAACCCCACCGAUGCGGCGUACUUUGACCCAGACCAGUCGCUCGAGGCAGCAGCCUACCACCUCUUUGAGCGCCCGUGCGGCUCCUCGCUGCUCGGCGCAGCUUCUUCGGCGACGGCGGCGGCGGCGGCGGCGGCUGAGCCAUCGACGCAGUCUGGCUGCUUCAAUUGCGAGUCGCUCGAGCACAGCUUGCGCGCCUGUCCGCGCCCGCUCCACCAGGCGACGAUUCGCAAGAAUCGUGCCUUUUUCGAGGCUGCGCGCCGGCCCGCCACCCCCGACGACGACGAUGGCAACGACGAUGACGACAACAAGAGCAACCCGGCAGUAGGCGGGCCAACAAGAAUCGCUGCAGCGGACGCGCGAGCAACAAGAUCGUACGGCCAGCCGCCGCGCGACUUUGCCGAGCGCUUCUACCUCCUAGAGCGCUGGCGGACAGAGCGUCUACGAUGGCUCGACACGUUCCAGCCCGGCAUGGCGAGCACGGAGCUCCAGCGGGCGCUCGGAGUCGUCGAUGCCGAGCGCGACGAGCUGCCGUUUCUAUACAUGAUGCUCCGCUGGGGCUACCCGCCGGGCUGGGCCUCGAGCGACGGUACCAAUCCGCUGAAGAGGUUGUGGGCACUGUACGAGGGGGACAGCGCUUGGAUCGAGGCGCGGCCACUACAGGGAUUCGAGGAUAUCCCACAGCUGAGCGAAACCACGGUGGAGGCGAAGGGAAUAGAGGCGAAGCGAGAAGCAGAGCCCAAAGGCGCAAACGGAGUGGGUGAUGCAUCGCAGGAAGGAGCAAAGGAGGAAAGGGACGUCAUUCCAAAGGGUGAAGUGAAAGAGGAAGGGGAGAUUACAAUUAGCGACGAGGAGGACGAGGGGAAGAGAGUCAGGCGAUGGGUCAACUAUCGGACAGCGCUCUUCGACAGCUACAGGCUGCCCAUCUACAACGUAGGUCCUUGUUGGCGCCUCAAGAUGGACUCGCUUGCUCACCACGGCAUUUACGUCUUCAAGGGCCACCCGCUCCCAGACAUGGAGCUUAAUCAGCGCGCAUACACCAGUCUUUCGGACUCACGGGACGACUUGUUUCACACAGACAUCACACGCAGUGGCGCAUGGGACCCGUACAAGUACACCAACAGUUAUCAUACGCGAGGAUGGGACGAGGUGGACAGACAGCAGGGGCCACGAUAGGGCCAGGAACAACCAACUCAUAUGUACCACUAUUACCAUUAGCAUUGCCAUGACUGGUCCUGACAAAGGCCAAUGACCGUGCGAGGAGCCGAG
Messenger RNA from Acaromyces ingoldii, 1478 nucleotides. RefSeq lists its product as hypothetical. The transcript has a single exon. Lineage: Eukaryota; Fungi; Basidiomycota; Exobasidiomycetes; Exobasidiales; Cryptobasidiaceae. Gene Ontology annotation, molecular function: RNA binding. Gene Ontology annotation, cellular component: catalytic step 2 spliceosome. The record is from RefSeq and is a predicted model, not a curated record. The coding region runs from base 39 to 1385 and encodes 448 amino acids.